GAACAACUGCUGUGUUGAGCAGGAUGCAAGAGAAAAAAAAAACACUUAACUGUGGAUUUGGCUUCCCUGAGUCCAAUCAGGAUAAAGUUGGUUAGAGUUUCUUCAGAAAGGAGGAUGCCUCCCAUUUUAAUUAAACAAGGCUCUUGAACUGUGACUCCAGAGUAACCCCCCCUCCACAAGGAAGUGGGGACUUUUGAAGAUUUGGAUGAGUGCACCUAUUGUCAUUCUUGAGGAGAUCACACAACAUUUGCAUACUAGUCCGCACACCAAUUCAUAAAAAUCAGUAUGUAAACUCACAACCUGCACUGAGAACAAUGUUUAGCGUCCUGCUACAACAUAAGUUAAAACGGUUGUUUGAUACGAAUACGAAUUCAUGAAAUUAUCGUAGUGGGAUAACAAGAUUUGAUGGCUUCAGAAGCAGUCCAAUGCCUGAGAACUAACAAAUCCCCGGUUGCAGUUGUCAUAUCACUAAGCUUUCCUUACCCCCAGCACCACUGGGCGUCGAUGUAGUUAGAGGUGUCCACAGAGACAGAGUGGGAAGUCACGGCGCUUUGUCUUCUACGUUAUUGGUUUUAGAUUUUCUGACAACUUUCUCUCGGACAACGAUCACAUGAGCUUCCCAAUAGAGCUCGGACAAGUUUGAGAACAGCUGCAUGUUGAUGACACUGAGCAAACGCGAACAUGGAUGAUCUGUCCACCAGUCCAACGUGUUCGUAAAUGAACAAGAGAGGUGGGCGACAGUCUACGCACGCGUGUCAACACGUCUCCACCCUCUACCUGAGAGAAGCACACCUGGAUCCAACGAGACGGAAGUGCUGUGCAGAGACUUCUGAAUCUGACUGUGAGGCUGGAAUACUGUUCAGGAAUGACAUGUAUCCCAACUGAGUCGUGAUUGGGUUCCAAAGAGGAAUGGAACUCGACUGGAUUUCGACGAAUUUGGUGACGAUCCCGGACUUUCCAAAGGUCUACCCAGCAGUGAUGUUUCUGACCAGGUUUAAUUCUGGCAAAAGUGUGUCUUCAACAUUCUAAGAGGACCUUUUGUCAUUUGUCCGGGACAUUACCAAGCUAAGAAUGAACGGCUUUCAUAGAAUACUACGGCGGAGAUUACACCCAUGGAAACUGGUCAUUGUGGCCCUCAUUUUUGUCACAUUUCUGUUCCUUAUACAACGGGAGGUGGUCAGCCAGGGUCCCCAGGAAGAGCCAUGGCUUAAGGAUAUUGUGGUCAAGCGGGACGCUGUGCUGGGAAUGGUCAUGGGAGCGGUUAAUAACUUAAGGGACUCCAUGCCAAAGAUGCAGAUUAAAGCUCCCGUCCGUCAACCUGAGGUAGCAGGUGGGCAGUCAUGUUUGCCUGGGUACUACACUGCUGCUGAACUCAGGCCUGCCCUUGAGCGCCCAGCCCAGGACCCCAGCGCACCGGGAGCAUCGGGGAAGUCCUUCCACACAGAGAACCUGGGACCAGCUGAUCAGAAGGAGAAGGAAAGGGGAGAGGGGAAGCACUGCUUCAACCUCUACGCCAGUGAUCGCAUCUCUCUCAGUCGAGACCUCGGACCAGAUACCAGACCCCCAGAGUGCAUCGAGCAGAAGUUCAAGCGCUGCCCUCCGCUGAUGACCACCACUGUGAUCAUCGUGUUUCACAACGAGGCCUGGAGCACGUUGCUGAGGACGGUCUACAGCGUGCUCCACACUUCCCCGGCCAUCUUCCUCAAGGAGAUCAUCCUGGUGGACGACGCCAGCGAGGACGAGAGGCUGAGAGAGGAGCUGGACGAGUACCUGAAGAGGCUGCACAUCGUGCGCGUGGUGCGCCAGCGCGAGAGGAAGGGCCUGAUCACCGCCCGACUGCUGGGAGCUUCGGUGGCCACCGGGGACACACUCACCUUCCUUGAUGCCCACUGCGAGUGCUUCAAUGGCUGGCUGGAGCCCUUACUGGCCAGGAUAGCGGAGAACUACACGGCCGUGGUGAGCCCUGACAUCACCACCAUUCAUCUGGAUACGUUCGAGUUCAUGAAGCCUUCCCCAUAUGGGCAGAACCACAACCGAGGGAACUUUGACUGGGGUUUGUCUUUUGGCUGGGAGUCCUUACCUGACCAUGAGAAACAGAGGAGAAAAGAUGAGACUUAUCCCAUCAGAACCCCAACAUUUGCCGGAGGGCUGUUCUCCAUCUCAAAGGACUAUUUCUACCACAUUGGGAGUUAUGAUGAGGAGAUGGAAAUCUGGGGAGGAGAGAAUAUUGAGAUGUCCUUCAGGGUGUGGCAGUGCGGUGGCCAGCUGGAGAUCAUCCCCUGCUCCAUCGUGGGUCACGUCUUCCGCACCAAAAGCCCCCACACCUUCCCCAAGGGCACCCAGGUCAUCGCUCGCAACCAGGUGCGUCUGGCCGAGGUCUGGAUGGAUAGCUACAAGGAGAUCUUCUACCGAAGAAACCAGCAGGCCGCCCAGAUGGCCAAGGAAAAGUCGUUUGGCGAAGUCUCGCGACGUGUGGACCUCCGGGAGCGGCUGCAGUGCAAGAGCUUCUCCUGGUAUUUGAAAAACGUCUACCCCGAGGUGUUCAUGCCAGAUCUCAAUCCCCUCCACUUUGGCGCAGUGAAGAAUGUGGGCAAAGACUCCUGUCUGGAUGCCGGAGAGAACAACGAGGGAGGGAAGCCACUGAUCAUGUACCCCUGCCACGGCAUGGGUGGCAACCAGUACUUUGAGUUCUCGACGCGGCGCGAGGUCCGGCACAACAUUCAGAAAGAGCUGUGUUUGCAUGGGACCGAGCGCACCGUCAAACUGGAGGAGUGCCAGUAUAAAGGUCACAGCACAUUUGUGGGAGGAGAGCAGAAGUGGGAAUUUAAGGAGAAUCAGUUGUUCUUCCACACUGGAUGGAACCUGUGUUUAAGUGCAAGGUAUGAACACCCAUCUCUGGUGCCCUGCAACCCUGCUGACCGAUACCAGCUGUGGCUCUUCACCUGAACACUCUGACACACUCAGCAACAUGUUGAGGUCUCUAGACGUGCCAGCACAAGUCACUGUGGAUGAACAUUUGAACUGUAGAUUCAGAUUUUUUAUUUAUUUUUUAUAUAUAUUGAAUUACUGCUGCUGGAUAGUUGAACCUACAAAAACUCUAAUAUGAACUCAAAACGUGCCUCGAGGGAGGAUGCACAGAGUGUAAGCUGGAACUGAACUGAGCUUGAUUGAAGACUGACUUACUCUUUCUUUCUUCCUUUUUUUUCUUUCUUUCUUUCUUAUGCUCUUUUUUUUUACCAUUUUGUACUUUUGUACAACACAUUGUUUUUAAUGAAGUUCGUGAAGUUUUAGGAGUUGAGCUCAAACUCGUGAAAACCCUUCAUUAUGUUUUCAAUAUCCCACUUUCUGUGUGUUUGAAGAUGUUUCCAGAGUCCGUUUUGGUGAAAUCCCCCUUAUUAAGUUUUUAAGACUGAAUACAUUCUUUGUAGAAAACAACCUUUUAAGGAUAGGGAAUCUCAAAUUUAAACCAUGUGUUAUACUAAUUUGUGCGAAUCACCAAAGAUUACUUUCAAGUGUUGAUAAAAGAGCAUUUCAUUUUGACGUUGUGUAUGUAUGUAGGUGGCAGAUGGGAAUACUUCCAUAAGUAAAUGGAGGUUAGCAUGAUGUGGACCGACCCUCACGCACAGUUUACAGUAUACAUGCUGUUGACUGUCAUUGUCCCAUUUCUUUUCUUUUUUUUUUAGGUGGGGUAUAUGUUUAACUAUCUGAGAUUGAGAUUUUAGUAAAAUAUUUUUAAGAAAAAAAA
This is a messenger RNA of Clupea harengus (Atlantic herring), 3745 nucleotides long. It is a transcript of the gene galnt3, whose product is annotated as UDP-N-acetyl-alpha-D-galactosamine:polypeptide N-acetylgalactosaminyltransferase 3 (GalNAc-T3). Gene Ontology annotation, molecular function: polypeptide N-acetylgalactosaminyltransferase activity. The record is from RefSeq and is a predicted model, not a curated record. Gene Ontology annotation, biological process: protein O-linked glycosylation. Lineage: Eukaryota; Metazoa; Chordata; Actinopteri; Clupeiformes; Clupeidae. Gene Ontology annotation, cellular component: Golgi apparatus.